Molecule: messenger RNA, 9965 nt
Organism: Symphalangus syndactylus (siamang)
Lineage: Eukaryota; Metazoa; Chordata; Mammalia; Primates; Hylobatidae
Gene: GPR135
Product: G protein-coupled receptor 135
Biological process (GO): G protein-coupled receptor signaling pathway
Cellular component (GO): membrane
Molecular function (GO): G protein-coupled receptor activity
Source: RefSeq, a predicted model, not a curated record
UUAUGUGAACCAGUAUCCUCGCUGUGUUACUUACACCCAGAGAAUCCUAAUCCAUAUACUACCUACCCUAAUCUAUACAUGACCUCUCCUUCUUCACUGCAAAGGUGCACUUCAGACUCUCAUUUUUCACCUGGACUAUUAGAAUGCCUCUCCUUAAGUGGUCUCCUAAAUUCCAGAUUUUCCUCUUACAGUUACUCAAAAAAUAUUUUUUUGUAUGUUGGCAUUUGUAUAGCAGUUUGUUAGAGUGCUAAGUGCUGGGGAUCUCAUAAAAUAAACAGGCAAGGUUGAGGUCCUCAUAUAGUAUACAGUGGGAGGCAGGUAAUACUUAGAUAAUCACACAAAAAAUUACAGACCAUGGUUAUGUGCUACAAUGGAAAAUACAGAGUGCUGUGAAACUAACAGGGGAACAUGGCCCAAUAUGUGGGGAGAGGAUGGUAACCGUCAAGGGAGGCUUCCCCCAUGGACUAACCUUAAGGCAAAGAUGGGGAUGCUAGGGAAGGGAGGAAGAAGAUGGAGCUUUCCAGGCAGAGGGGAUAGCAAGUGCAAACGCCCUAAGAUGGAAGGUUUAAGGAAGUCAUAAAAGCCAAGUGUGGCAGGAACAUGGCAAAAAAGAAGGAAAGUGGUACCAAAUGAGACUAGAGAGGAAGCAGAGUCAAAUCAUGCAGUGCCUUGUAGGAAAUAUUAAGAAUUGGGGUCCUUAUUCUAAAAUAAAUGGGGAAAGCCAAUAGGAUUUUUUUUUUAAAGAGACAUGAUCUCACUAUGUUGCCCAGGUUGGCCUCUAACCACUGCGCUCAAACGAUCCUCCCUCCCCAGCUUCCUAAGUACCUGGGACUACAGGCACAUGCCACUACACUGGCCUAAUUAGAAGAGUUUAAGUAAGUGGCACGAAGAAUUUUUUUUAAGAGCAUUAUGCCUAUCUGCCUACAAUGUAGUGACUGCAUGUGGGAAGACCAUUUAGGACAACAGUGACAACAGUAGUCUAAAGAGAGGAUGAGAGCCAAGAUUCAGGAUGGAGGAAGUGAAUGGAUGCAAAGAUAGUCCACAACUAAAAUCCAUAGGUCUUGGUUGAUGAAUUGGAUGUGGACUGGUGGUAAGGAGAAGGGAUUUAUCAAGGAAGACUCUUUAAGUUUUUGGCUUAAAAGCUAGAAGGAUGGUUCUACCAUAUUCUGAGAUACAGAGUAUUGAGGACUAAGUUUUUCAGGGGAAGUAGGAAGAGGAUCAUGCACCCAUUUGAUGCACCACUGGCACAUCAAGGAGAGAUGCCAAGUAGCAGGACAUGUAGGUUGGGGCCACAGACAUAAUUUGAGUAAUGAAUAUAUAGAUAAUCUUUGAAGUCCUGGAUGUGAGUGAGAUGGGGCUGAGGGGGGAGUCCAGAGGAGCUGAGAACAGGGCUUUGAUGAACUCCAGCACGUAAAGGCAGGUGGAAGAGGAUGAACUGGCAGAGGAGAAGACGCUGAGAAAGAUGAGGAAGGAAGGAACCAGAAGAGUGCAGUCCUUCUGGUCCUUCUGAACCAUGCACUUGGUCACAGCCCUCCUUUGUGCUAUUAGCCCCUCCUCCCCUGAUGAAGUUCAGUCUCCAGAGCAUGGCCUACAAGGCCCAUCAUAAGGCGGCCCCAAUAAACUGAUCAUUUAUUUCCUUCUUCACUCCCCAUCUCUGAUAUCCUAGAAUUCAGACACUGCUCACUUCAACACUAACCUCCAGACUUUGUACAUGCAUCAAAUGUUCUUUCCCUUUCUUCUUUUUUUAAAAAGUCCAAUGUCACCUCUUGUACAAAGUCUUCGGAAGAGUUAGUCACCUCCAAAUAAUUUCACUCACAUAUUUUUAAGACAAUAUUUAGCACACUGUAAUAUACUGUGCUGUGCUGGCCGGUGGCUUAAGCUUAUUUGGGCUGGGUUUCCUAUCUUAUAUGUUGUUUCCUAAAACUAAGCACGAUCUUAGAAGAUUGUGUUUGCUAAAUAAAUUAAUGUAUGAUAAUUAUAUUUUUGCUUUGAUUGACAAAAUUAAGACAAAAUCAGUCUAGAUUAAGCUGGCGUUGACUGCUCCCAAGAGGACAUUUGGCAAUAUCUGAAGACAUUUUUAGUUGUCACAGCUGGGAGAGGUGCUACUGGCAUCUCGUAGGUAGGGGCUAGGGAUGCUGCUGAACAUACUACAAUGUAUAGAUGGCCCCUGCAAUAAAGAAUUAUCUGGCCCAAAAAGUCCAUGACGCUGAGGCUGAGAAACCCAGUUUUGGUUUGCCACCUUAAAUGUUCUUCUAUUUAUACUGUAAAUUUCCUGUAGGAUAUUUUUUCUGAAUGAAAUAAGCACUCCAAAUACUAAUACCAUUGAUUCUAAGACCUACAAAUAAAUGUACUAGUCAUUCUUUAGAGCAGUGUUUCUCAAAUUUGUGCAUCAGAAUCACUGGAAGGGCUUGUUAAAACAUAGGUGCUUGGGCCCCACCACAGGAGUUUCAGUAGAUCAGGGGUAUCCUAUGCACUGUAGGCCUGAUAAUUUGUAUCUCAAGGUUUCCAGGGGAUGUUGAUGCUGCUGGUCUAAUGUCCAUACUCUGUGAACCACUGCUUUAGAGAAGAGCCCAGGGUUAGUUAACCUGAGGGUUUAUCACACUUUUCCCCAUUAGAGGCCAUGCCCAGAAACUUGAGAUGCAACUUCCCUGGGUAGCCCUGCCCUUCUUUUCCCUGUAUCUCCCAGCCAGGUACCUGGAGCUGCAUCUGUGAUGAUUGCCAGGCUGGCAGCACCUUAGACUCAAAACAUACCCCAUUCUUGAGCACAGAUGAAGGCUGCUAGCAGGGCAAGGCACCAAUCCCUCUUCCCCCAUUUAUCAGCCAGUAGGGGCCUGAGGUCCAGGCCCUUGGAAAUGAAGUAACAUCUAAAGAAGAUGCAUAUCCUAGCUCCUCAGAACACCUGUAUCAGAAUCACCUACGGGGUUUAGAGUCAUGAACCCACCCUCAUAAUUCUGUCAGCCAGGGGAUCUGCAUUUUAUGAAGCUCUUGACAUCAGCGGUUCUCAAAGUGUGGUCCUGGGACCAGCAUCAUCAUCACCACCGGCGAACCCGUUAGAGAUACAAAUUCUUGGGCACUUCCCCAGACAUAAUUCGAAACGCUGUGGUUGAGACCUCGUCACUUGUAUUUUAACACGCCCUCUAUGUGAAUUCUGUUAGCUCAAGUUUGAGAAUUACUGGUUUAAAUUAGUCUGCUUCUCAAGUGUAAGAUGUCUGCAUGUAGACUUCUGGAUUUUUCUUUCACUUCACUUUCUAGAUUCCUUUCCUACCUGUAUAUACCAAAAACACCCACAGGAAGCAAAGCGCCCCCCCCCCCCGCCACCACUCCCCAAAAGGCCUGCCUGUAGAACAUUUGUACCCUACAAAGGAGAGCAAGAGUGAACUUUCUUUGAAUCUGGUCAUUUGUUUGCAUGCCAGUCUCGCUUUAUCUAGCCGGAUAGUGGUCCCUGAGAGGUCGACCUGGCACUCUCGGAAACCCGAAGACCCCGGCCGGUAACCUCCGGAGGGGCAGUGUCGCGGGCCGGCUUUGCAGCGGGUACUGGGCUGGCGUCCCGCCCCGGGCUCCUGCGUAAACACGCGGUUCCCUCGGAAACGCUGGAACCCACGUCAAAGGCUCUGCCAGGUCCCCAGCGACCGCCACCCCUCUGGCCGAGCCCAGCUCCCCGCGGCGGCCGCUAGCCCCCGGCCCCGAGCCACCCCUCCGACCUAGCGGCCGCCGCCCCCGGUGCGGGAUGAGCAGAUCCGCGGCCGCCACUGGGCCCCAUGGAGGAGCCGCCGCCGCCGCUGCCGGCCCGCCCACCAGCGAGCAUGGCCUUACUGGGCAGCCCACACCCCGGCGCCCCCUCCGCGGCCGGCCCGCCUGGCGGGACUUCCUCCGUGGCCACCGCGGCCGUGCUCUCCUUCAGCACCGUGGCGACCGCAGCGGUCGCGGCGCUGGGGAACCUGAGCGACGCAAGCGGAGGCGGCACAGCUGCCGCUACCGGUGGCGGCGGCCUUGGCGGGUCCGGGGCAGCGCGGGAGGCGGGGGCGGCGGUGAGGCCGCCGCUGGGCCCGGAGGUGGCGCCGCUGCUGUCGCACGGAGCUGCGGUGGCGGCCCAGGCGCUCGUCCUCCUGCUCAUCUUCCUGCUGUCUAGCCUGGGCAACUGCGCGGUGAUGGGGGUGAUUGUGAAGCACCGGCAGCUCCGCACCGUCACCAACGCUUUCAUCCUGUCGCUGUCCCUAUCGGAUCUGCUCACGGCGCUGCUCUGCCUGCCCGCCGCCUUCCUGGACCUCUUCACGCCGCCCGGGGGCUCGGCGCCUGCCGCUGCCGCGGGGCCCUGGCGCGGCUUCUGCGCCGCCAGCCGCUUCUUCAGCUCGUGCUUCGGCAUCGUGUCCACGCUCAGCGUGGCGCUCAUCUCCUUGGACCGCUACUGCGCCAUCGUGCGGCCGCCGCGGGAGAAGAUCGGCCGCCGCCGCGCGCUGCAGCUGCUGGCGGGCGCCUGGCUGACUGCCCUGGGCUUCUCCUUGCCCUGGGAGCUGCUCGGGGCGCCCCGGGAACUCGCGGCGGCGCAGAGCUUCCACGGCUGCCUCUACCGGACCUCCCCGGACCCCGCGCAGCUGGGCGCGGCCUUCAGCGUGGGGCUGGUGGUGGCCUGCUACCUGCUGCCCUUCCUGCUCAUGUGCUUCUGCCACUACCACAUCUGCAAGACGGUGCGCCUGUCGGACGUGCGCGUGCGGCCGGUGAACACCUACGCGCGCGUGCUGCGCUUCUUCAGCGAGGUGCGCACGGCCACCACCGUGCUCAUCAUGAUCGUCUUCGUCAUCUGCUGCUGGGGGCCCUACUGCUUCCUGGUGCUGCUGGCCGCCGCCCGGCAGGCCCAGACAGUGCAGGUCCCCUCGCUCCUCAACGUGGUGGCCGUCUGGCUGACCUGGGCCAAUGGGGCCAUCAACCCUGUCAUUUACGCCAUUCGCAAUCCCAACAUUUCGAUGCUCCUAGGGCGCAACCGGGAGGAGGGCUACCGGACUAGGAAUGUGGACGCUUUCCUGCCCAGCCAGGGCCCGGGUCUGCAAGCCAGAAGCCGCAAUCGCUUUCGAAACCGCUAUGCCAACCCGCUGGGGGCCUGCAGCAGGAUGUCCUCUUCCAACCUGGCCAGUGGAGUGGGAGGGGACGUGGCCAUGUGGGCCCGCAAAAAUCCAGUUGUACUUUUCUGCCGAGAGGGACCACCAGAGCCUGUGACGGCAGCGACCAAACAGCCUAAAUCCGAAGCUGGGGAUACCAGCCUCUAAGAAAGGUUGGGAUGGCCAGCUUAUGAAGGCAAAUUUCCACUCGCAUUAUUUAAUGAUGGAAGAUUCUGGGGGAGAGUCGUGGAUUUCAUAAAGCCAAACAUUUAAAGCUACAGACGGGGGAGGCUUACCACUUUCCCCAAACAACAUAAAAGACAAUGUCCCUUCUUCAAAAGUGCCAAAAGGACUGUAAAAUGCAAAAAUUAAAACAAUCUUAAACCACAUAACCAAGCAUUGUGAACUGUAAGUGCCAAAAAUGACAAAAAUAACAUUCACUAUAACUGAAAAGCUCAUAUUAUAGGACCACACUGUGAAACAAACAAAACAUUGAAUGCAACUAGUAUUGUUCAACUACACAGAAUUUCAGGAAUGAAUGGAGACCCUCAGAGCUGCUUGAAAGCCCCUCUAAAUCGCUAGCAUCCAACAAAACUUUAGCUUCUAGAGCUUGCACCUCUGACAUGCUUUGGGUGCUUAGAUUGCAAGUGGAAAAGUCUUAUCCUUACACACAUUGGUGCACUUCCUCACCCCACCCCUUAAUAACCUUUGUGGAAAAUUUUUAAUUCAUAACGCGUUUAAAAUCAUUUUAGGAUUUUGAAAAGGUGGUUAUUAUUAGAUAAAAUUCAACCAUCUGAAGGACAAAUAGAAGUAUGAACAUAAAGAAAGGGCAACUUCCUGGGAGCUGAGGCUACUAAAAGGUAAAAGCCACAGUACUCAUCUGCAGAGGGCUUACAGCCUCAGCAAGGACCUUGUGGCUUUAUAACAACAGUCAGCCAUAACAAGUUUACUCGUGGAGAAGAAAAGGUGUAGCACUUUCAGAAGAGGCUAUCAAAGAAAAGAGAUGAACUUGGAAGCAAGAGAUGAUACGCAGGUAUAAGUCAGCCACCCAUUUGACCCAGCGUAAAUACUUAGACAAUCAAUACCUCAAAAGAUGAUAAAACCGAGGCACGGAGGUGUUUUGUGAUCACACAGCUACUCAGCAUGACAGAGACUCCAUUCCAGGUGGAAAAAGCACAUGUCUCUUUCCUCUCUGAGAUCCCAGGACUAUCUUAUUUUCCUCAGAGGGGCAGGUUACAAGAACUUCACAUCUCUCAGGCUACAUGUUGCAGAGCUUAAAUUCCAGAAAGCAUCCAGUUUGCAACAACAAGAACAAUAAAUAUAUGAGACAUGCACAGAAAUGGGAAAAUAUGAACUGUACCCAGGAAAAAAAAGCAGGCAACAGAAGAAACUGUCCAUGAGAGGGAUCAGAUGGCAAAUUUAACAAACUCUUUAAGGGGUUGUUUGUCUCAACAAGUCAAGGAAAGAGCAGCCCAAGAAUAUCAUCAGAGAUGCAGCUUUCCAGGCCUCCAUCCUGGACUUGCAGGUUUCAUAUUGACAUAUGUUUGCAAGAUGACUUGCACUUCCAGGUCUCCACUCUCCAUUCGAAGAAAUAGAAAAGAGAGAAUAAGGGCUUUUUCCAAAAAGUUUUGUCUUUCUAAUCAGGAAGACAUGACCUUCCCAGAGAUGUCUGAUUACAUCUUACUGCCAGAACUAUAUCGCAUGGCUAUCCUCAAGUGUUAGGGAGAUUGAAAAAUUGAAAGUUUUUAGCAGAGUGCAUUUUCCUCCCCCUAAAUAGUGUUAUGAUGAUCACUUUUGAUGAACAGAAUGUGGCAGAAGUGAAGAUGUCUUAAAUAUUAGGACAAAAAAAGGUAUUGACUGUGGCUUUCUUGUUGCUCUUUCUCAAUUCAAUUAUUCUGGGGAAACCCAACUGCCAUGUUGUGAGGACACUCAAGCAGCCCUGUGGAGGAGCCCACAAGGUGAGGUACUGAGGCCUCUUGCCAACACCCAUAUGAGUGAGCCAUCUUGGAAGCAGCUCCAGCUGACAUCUUAAUUACAACCCCCUAAGAGACCUGUAUCAGAACUACCCAGCUAAUCUGCUCCAAGUUUCUGACUCACAGAAGCUUUGAGAGAAUAAUUGUUUUAAGCUGCUAAAUUUGGAGCUAGCUUGUUACACAACAAUAAUAACUAAUACACUUAGUAGAAAUAAGUAUGGGUUCAUGAAACAUUUCAGUUAUAUAUGAGUGUGUGCUAGGUCUCAGUGUAAAAUGAACCCCUUCUUAUAGGUUGCAGUAAAAAACAAAAUGGAAAAUUCUGCACAAAACAAACCAAGCAACAGUUUUCGGCUCUGAGGUCUUGCUGCUGCCUUCCGGAGGUCUGCAUGGGAAUCAAGACAGAGGUCCUCUUUGCUUUCAGGUGCCCCAAACUUAUUAGUGGCUCAUGCAGCCUUUAUUGCCCCAUCAUUCUAUAGCUAGGCCAGUCACCAAGGGUGGGCAGCAAUACACAGGGCACAAGGACACUUCUCAGAGCUCCAUUUACAUCUAAAUUCUCCUUGAUUUUUUUUUUUUUUUUUUGAGGUAGAGUCUCGCUCUGUCACCAGGCCGGAGUGCUGUGGUGCGAUCUUGGCUCACUGCAAUCUCUGCCUCCAGGGUUCAAGUGAUUCCCCUGCCUCAGCCUCCCAAGUAGCUGGGACUACAGGCAUGCACCACUAGGCCCGGCUAAUUUUUUGUAUUUUAGUAGAGAUGGGGUUUCACCAUGUUGGCCAGGUUGGUGUCAAUCUCCUGACCACGUGAUCUGCCUGCCUCGGCCUCCCUAAGUGCUGGGAUUACAGGCGUGAGCCACUGAACCCGGCCUCUCCUUGAUUUUCUAAGCUCCUCUCAUCCAACCUGAAAACAUCUUUAUCUAGUCUUUAGGAUAGUCAUCCUGGCUUUUACAGCUUUGUGUGUUCUCUUGGACUUAUUAUCUUGAUUUAAAACCUCCCUAUUUAAAGCAGGGCCAAAAUUUUAACAAACCAAAGACCUCUCUGUUUUUGGCACAGCCUCCUUUAGUUCAGAAAAUCCUAAAGGUAAAGGAAGUCCUGUGCGUACAAGGAAAUACAGUGGAAAAAGCCCUCAAAUAAUAUUUGAAAAUGUUAUUCACAUAUUGUGUUUAUUUCAACUCAGAUUCCUUUCUCAUUCCAUUUUUAUCUGGCUCCUACACUCAUUGCUUCACAGACUUAGUCACAGAAUAGGUCACAAAUGACCUAAAUCCAGUGAAUACUUCUCAGCCACCUUACUUGACCUUGCCAAACAUAAACCACAUGUAUUAGUCAGGGUUCCCACAAUAGGCUGUCUGCAGGCUGAGGAGCAAGGAGAGCCAGUCCAAGUUCCAAAAAUGAAGAACUUGGACUCCAGUGUUCAAGGGCAGGACGCAUCCAGCACAGGAGAAAGAUGUAGGCUGGGAGGCUAAGCCAGUCUCUGUUUUCACAUUUUUCUGCCUGCUUAGAUUCUAGCAGUGCUGGCAGCUGAUUCGAUUGUGCCCACCCAGAUUAGGGGUGUGUCUGCCUUUCCUAGCCCACUGACUCAAAUGUUAAUCUCCUGUGGCAACACUCUCACAGACACACUCAGGAUCAAUACUUUGCAUCCUUCAAUCCAAUCAAGUUGACACUCAAUAUUAACCAUUCAUCAUGGUUGGCCCCACUUCCCUUUUAGAAAUGUUCUUGUCCUGGCGUUCAUGUUUUUACUGUUUCCUAGUUUUCCACUAACCACUCUGAUCAUUCCUUCCUAACCUCUUUCUCUGCUACUUUCUCUGCUUCCCCAUCUCAUAUUUUAAAAAUUACUUUAAAAAUAGGUAAUAUGUGCACAUGAUAUGAAUUUGAAAAGGUAUAAAAGGGUGCAGAGUGAAAAAUAAAUGUUUCCCUUUUUCUUCCUGCCCUUGACACCUAAAACCUGCCAAUCAUCAAGUCCCUUUUCCCCAAUCUGUUCCUCUUCAAUCCCAAAGUCAUUACCUAGGCCAGCCUCUUAUCACUAAUUUCAAUGUACUUGAUGACCUAGUUCUGGGUUCUCCAUGAGAAACCCACUUUAACAUCCAUCACAAAAUAUUUUGGAGUUCCCAGUUGGUCUUCCACAUGUACUUAAGAAAAUGUCUAUUCCUAUGGUCUCUGUGUUACCCUGCCAGGCACCAUUGUUAAUCCAAGUAGCUCUGCCAAGAACAGUAGCUAUAAGGAAGAAGAGAUUGUGCUUAGCAGACAACAUUCUUCAAACAUGGCAUUUUUUCAACUUUUUUUUAGUAGGCUUUAUUUUUCAGAGCAUCUUUAGGCUCACGGCAAAAUUGAGUAAAAGUACAGAGAUUUCCCGUUUACUCUCUGCCCCAACACAUGCAAAACCUCACCUGUUACCAAUAUCCCCCACCAGAGAGGUACAUUUGUUAUAAUCAAUAAACCUACAAUGACACAUUGCUAUCACCCAAAGUCCAUAGUUUACAUUAGCGUUCAUUCACUCUUGGUGUGGUACAUUCUAUGGGUUUUGGCAAAUGUCAUAACAUGUAUCUAUAAUUAUAGAAAUAUGUAGAAGAGUUUUAUUGCUCUAAAAUUCCUCUGUGCUCCAUCCAUUCAUCCCUUUCUUCUCCCAGUCUCUUGAAACCACUGCUACUGUUACUGUCUCCAUGGUUUUGCCUUUUCCAGAAUGUCAUAUAGUUGGAAUUAUACCAUAGGAAGCCUUUUCAGAUUGGCUUCUUUCACUUAGCAAUAUGCAUUUUAGGUUUCUCGAUAGCUUUUCAUGGCUAAAUAGCUCAUUUCCUUUUAGUGCUAAUAUUCCAUUGUCUGGAUGUACCAUAGCUUAUUUAUCUGCUUAUUUACUGAUGGCAUCUUGGUUGCUUCCAAUAUUUUGCAAUUAUUAAUAAAGCUGCUAUAAACAU